UAAUGCAACAAAGCAAAUACAUUUAAGCCAUACAUUAAUCUAUAUUAUUCCCCAAGCAGUUGACAUCUCAUCCAGUCGUGUGGUUAGAUCACUCAUCCCAACUGUGUGCUGCAAUGGAAAAACCCUCCCAUUUGUUUUCAAGUAUUUAGAGGAACAGGUUUCUCUGUCACCCUGGCAACGCUGGAGCCACAGGAUGGGGCGGAGCCAAAUCCCGGCAUCAUGGUUGUUGGCGUGUCACCUGGCUCCGCACCUAGCCCGCGGAGCGAAGCAGUGACUAAUGAGCUUCAGGAGCUGACUCUGCAGCCCGCCUCCAACGACAUGCCUGUGCGGGACAGGAAGAAUGUGCUCCAGCUCAAACUACAGCAGAGACGCACCCGGGAGGAGCUGGUCAGCCAAGGGAUCAUGCCACCACUGAAGAGUCCGGCGGCCUUCCACGAGCAGCGGAGGAGUCUGGAGAGAGCCAGGACUGAGGACUAUCUGAAGAGGAAGAUCAGGAGUCGUCCUGAGCGCUCAGAGCUGGUCAGGAUGCACAUACUGGAGGAGACAUCAGCGGAGCCGUCUCUGCAGGCCAAGCAGCUGCAGCUGAAGAGGGCCAGGCUGGCUGAUGACCUUAAUGAUAAGAUCUCCCACAGACCUGGUCCUAUAGAGCUCAUCCACAAGAACAUCCUGCCUGUAGACCUGGACUGUCCUCUGCAGCACUCACUACUGGAUUCUCCAAAGGCUGCAGGAGAAUCCUCAUUGGAUGAGGACAGCAGUGAUGCAUUUUCUCCGGAUACGCUAGCCAAUCACGACUCUCCACUGGGUCCUCUCUCCCAGCUGUCCCCCUCUGACAUGCUCACUCAGAACAGAGACAUGUCCCCCUCACAGUUCCUUACCCAGGUCCACCCUCCUCCUCCUCCUCCACUGUUGGUGAAUGGCCAAGACUCAUUGCCACCACAGAGGCUGACCAAUGGGACAGCGAUGUCGGUAGCUUCCCGCCCUGCUACUGGUCAGACCAAGUCGAAGCCCAGCUCGGAGCGGCCCCUCCUGAGGCCUAAGAAGGCCAAAGACAACAAGCCCAAGGUGAAGAAGCUCAAGUACCACCAGUACAUCCCUCCGGACCAGAAGGCUGACCGGGAGCCUCCCCCUCAGCUGGACUCCACCUACGCCAAGAUCCUCCACCAGCAGCAGCUUUUCCUCCAGCUGCAGAUCCUCCACCAGCAGCAGCAGCACUACAACUACCACACCAUUCUUCCUGCACCACCCAAACCACCUGCAGAGCAGCCACCUUCAACCAACCCCGGCCCCUCCCUUUUGCGCAGUGUUCCCCCGACGACCCCUGCCCCUUCCAAUCAGAAUGGGUCAAGUCGUCAGAGCCAAACCCCUGUGGGAGGGGCCAAACCGUUGACGCUACCAGCCAACCUGGAUGACUUCAAAGUUGCUGAGCUGAAACAGGAGCUGAAACUGCGGUGUCUGACCGUGUCUGGCACCAAGAUGGACCUGAUCGAGAGGCUGAGGAACUACCAGGAGCAGAACAGUGGAGGUCGAACUGGUGUUACUGCUACUGUAUCCCCUAAACCCAGCCUACCAACCCCAUCGCACGCCUCAACCCAACCUGCUGGCUCCACCAGUCCUGCCCCCCCCCAGGCCGGGACCAAUCCCCACACCCACCAAUCAGAAGAGGCAGCAGGGAAGAUACCUGCUUUCUCAUUGGCUCAGAGUGCCACUCCGGCCUGUAUUAUGAGGUUUGGCAGUACAAGCUCCUCCCCUCCAGUCUCCCCCACCCCGUCAGAAUGGUCGCUGGUGGUGAUGAGCCCCGACGAGACCAGCUGUAAUGGAGACGUGUUUGGCGAGAUGGUGAGCUCUCCCCUGACCCAGCUCAGCCUGCACCCCUCCCCAGCCUCCAUCAAAGAGGAGAACCAGGGUCACUUAUCCACCUGCAGCCUCUCCCAGUCCCGGCCUUCUCCCACCGCGCAUCAGCCUGCCGCCCCACCUCAGGAGCCCCUGGCUGGGGCAACCAUGGAGGCCUCCCCCUUGGACAAGGACCAGAUGCUUCAGGAGAAGGACAAGCAGAUUGAGGAGCUGACACGCAUGCUGAGGCAGAAACAGAGGCUGGUGGAGACCCUGCGCUCCCAACUGGAGCAGGGGAAACAUACUGGAGCAGUGAGAGAGAUGGAGGGAGUACAGGGCUUGGUGGUGAACGGUUAUGCCCAGGAGGCCCAAACCUCUACCAUCCUCCAUCCCUCUGUCACCAGGGUUAAGGAGGAGGUAGAGACAGAAGAAGGGCUGGAGGGAGUGGGCAAGGCUCAGCCGACACAGUGCUCUCAGCAGAGCCUGCUCAAACUGCAGCAGAUCCACCGGAUACAGGUUGAACAACAGACACAACCACAGACACAACCACAGACACAACAACAACCACAUACACAACUACUACAGACACAACAACAACAACAACAACAGACACAACUGCUACAGACACAACAACAACAACUACUACAUACACAACAACAGACACAACUGCCACAGACACAACAACAACAACAACUUCUACAGACACAACAACAACAACUUCUACAGACACAACAACAACAUCCACAGACACAACAACAGCAGUCCAAACAGCUCCAGCAACAUCAGACACAGCAGAUGCAGCAGCAGAAGACUUCGGCCCAGUUGUUACUCCAGCAGCAGCUGAUCAUCCAGCAGACCCAGCAGAAACAGCUCCAGCUGCAGGACAAACAGCUGCAGGACAAACAGGUGCAGGACAAACAGGUGCAGGACAAACAGCUGCAGGACAAACAGCUGCAGGACAAACAGCUGCAGGACAAACAGCUGCAGGACAAACAGCUGCAGGACAAACAGCUGCAGGACAAACAGGUGCAGGACAAACAGGUGCAGGACAAACAGGUGCAGGACAAACAGCUGCAGGACAAACAGCUGCAGGACAAACAGCUGCAGGACAAACAGCUGCAGGCCCAGCAGAGGAGGCAGCAGAGACAUGCCCAGAGACAGCUGCAGGACAAACAACCGAGGCAGACAGUCACCCCACAACAGGUCACUCCAGUCUUCAUCAGCCAACAGAAUGGCACCCAGGUCCCCGCCCAGACCUUCUCAUUGGACCUCCUCAAGUCGGGCGCCACGCCCACCCUGGUCACCGACGGCAAUGGCAACCACUACCUGAUAGCACUGACCAAUAACAGUGCAGAGGGCCAACACGGCGUGACCUCAUUGGGCAAAACCAGUGGAUCACAACGCAUCACACUGCAGCGAUUGCAGUCAACUCCAAGCAAGCUCCCCAGUCAAUUGCCAGCUGAGAUACUCAGCCCUGAUACCCAAUCAAAACAACAGUUACAACCAGGCCCCGUCAACCAGCCUAUCAAAAAGAAGGUGGGUCUACAUCUAGAGACCAAUGGCAUGACCAUUGGGGUGCCAGAGACAAGUCAGUCUGUCUCCGCCCCGCCCAAUCUCCAUCCUUUCUUUGACGAGGUGUCCAACUUGUCUGAAAGCCAAAGCACCCCUCCCCCCUCCCUCAAGAGAGAAGUGUGUCCGACUUUUGACCGGCACACUUUGUUCACCCCUCCCUCUCCAAAACAGACCUCUUUCUCCUCCACUCAACUCCCCAAAGAGAACGGGCUGAGCAGUCAACAGAUGGACGAUCUGUUUGACAUCCUCUUGAAGAGUGGAGAAAUCUCUGGAUUCCGAGCCAACCCAGACCCUUCCCUGGCCCAAAUCCACUCCAACCCCCCCCCCCCUCCCUCGUCCCCUCUCCACAUCUCGCCCCCCACCCCCCCUCCGGAGCCCUCCCUGCCCGCCUUGCCUUCCGAGCAGCCCUCGCCAUCGCCCUGCACAGGAAGUGAUCGUCUGGAGGACUUCCUGGAGAGCACCACGGGCACUGAUGGCGGCCUAACUUUGAUUGACGACCUCCACAGCCAAAUGUUGAGCACCUCCAGCAUCCUGGACCAUCCCCCCUCCCCGGUGGACAUGGACACCAGCGACCUGGGCUUCUCCCCCCACCCGGCAGGGCUUGACUUCGGGGACCCAGCCCUGGACAGCAUGGACUGGCUGGACAUCUCUAUGGGUGGUGGAGGAGGGGGGACGAGUCUCGCCCCUCUGGGCCCCCACACGCCUCCCAGUGUGUUCUCAGCAGACUUUCUGGACAGCUCGGACCUCACGCUGCACUGGGACUCUUGUUUGUAGCUCCUACGGUCCUAUGGAGUGAGUGCUAAAGGCUCACGCAUACUGUGUACAGGCUCUCUCUGUCUUACUCGCUAAGCAGGUCCACCACUCUGAAGGUUCACUGAGACGGGGAGCGCUGUCCUGCGUUCACUCUGCCCUCUCAUCAUGUUUGGACAGGCUAGAGAGCAAAACUGACUUUAGAUCAGAGGCAGUGUGUGAAAGGGAAUACUCUGGAGUUUGGUCACGCUCUGACACACCCUUCUGGUGACAAAGGGUAACACGUGAAAGGCAGCCCCAAUGUGUCAGUGGUGCCUCUGACUUUGCACUUAUGCUGAGACUGUUGAUUGAUGAAAAGCUGUAAUGAACAAAUCUCAUUGGUGCAAACCAGGGGUGCGUUCAGUACGAAAUAAUGAUGUUAGGUUUUCUCCUUCAAAUCAUUUAUCUCAAUGGAAACUGUACUGAACGGCCAGUUGAAGAACGGUGUGAUUAUGGUGGCCCAGAGGGAGAUUGUAUAUGGUGUGUGCUACACAUGUUUUACGAUUUGAAAUGGUCACCCACCAAACGAGAGCAAACAGAAGUCAAAGGCUGUUGAAGAACGGUACACACGUGUCAUUCAGGACAAACCGUCACGCAACGGAGCAAACGUUGAAUUGAACUGAACAGACCUCUAUUGAUGAAAUUAACCUCAUUGGAGGAGGCAGUUACUGGAGGUGUUUGCUAGACCACUAUGCAUUUCUCUAUAUGGGGUGUAUAUUAUCGAUUAUCCAUAUUUUUCUUCCCAGUUGCUUAGAAUAGCAGGUAGGGAGUAAAGGGGUCUCAGCUUCCAAACAACUUGGACCUUGUCAUUUUAUAUGAAAAAAAUAUAUAAAAAUAAAAAUGCAAUAAACUUGAA
Coregonus clupeaformis (lake whitefish) is the source of this 5047-nucleotide messenger RNA. RefSeq names its product myocardin-related transcription factor A. Lineage: Eukaryota; Metazoa; Chordata; Actinopteri; Salmoniformes; Salmonidae. Gene Ontology annotation, biological process: smooth muscle cell differentiation. The record is from RefSeq and is a predicted model, not a curated record.